AUGGUUUUUGAUUUGCCGUCUCUGAUUUUUGCUCAGGUCAAUGCUUCUAAUGUCAUUAUAUUGGAGGGAAUUCUUGUAUUCCAUGAUCAGGAUGUCCGGGAUUUAAUGAACAUGAAGAUCUUUGUUGACACAGAUGCUGAUGUUAGACUAGCUCGUAGGAUUAGACGUGACAAAGUGGAGCGAGGGAGGGACAUAAACUCUGUUCUUGAACAGUACGCAAAGUUUGUUAAGCCUACUUUUGAUGAUUUUGUUCUACCGUCAAAGAAGUAUGCUGAUGUGAUCGUUCCUCGGGGAGGUGAUAAUCAUGUUGCCAUUGAUUUGAUCGUGCAACAUAUCCGCACAAAGCUUGGUCAACAUGAUUGA
Molecule: messenger RNA, 363 nt
Organism: Arachis ipaensis
Lineage: Eukaryota; Viridiplantae; Streptophyta; Magnoliopsida; Fabales; Fabaceae
Source: RefSeq, a predicted model, not a curated record